CUCCAGCUCAAUGGAGUUGAAGUUCUUAAGGCCAGCCUGGGUGUCGCUUGGUGACAUGGCGAGGUACUCAAAAAGGAUGGCUUCAGGGUGCUCAAUGCAGUGUGGUCACGGCGGGUAGGCAGUUUAAGAUCCCCACACACGGUCAACCCGAAGCCCGGGGGUUUCUCCACUCGAUCCGACUCGUCUCGUAAUCGUAGUCAGGGCGUUACAUAGGGAUAUCCCAUCGUACUUGUCGUGUGAAGAACUUCGAGUGAAGUGAACGUGGUGAGGCGAUGUGACCGAGGUGGGUGAGGCAGAUGUUUCUGUGCAGCAGGUGUCAAGACGCGGUUUUCGAUCUUCUCAGCGGUUCCUCAGCCGAGAGGGAUCCUGGGCGUAGUCUCCAAACGUUGAUGUUUGGGGAAGAGAAAUCGGAGAGGGGAGGCGAACUGGGGUCGGAACCUGCGGCGCCCCAACCUUUCCAGUGGAUCACUGGCGAACGACUAGCGUCGAGAGAGUGUUUUCGCAUGGUUGAAUUGUGGGGUAACAUCCCAGUCAUCCUUGUUCACCUCUCUCUGGCUGGCCUGUUCUCGAGCCUGAGCACACAUCCGGUUGCGGGGGUUGCAGGCUUCGAGUUGCUCAAAGGGGAAGGGGGGCCAGAGACAGCGGAGGGCGAAAGGAAGCGCGGUCUUGGCUCACCCGCAACGGCGCAUGCAGGCAAUAUACAACAAGCAUGCGGGACGAAGCAUCGAAGGCCAUGGGAACAAGAAAAGAAGGUUGGCCGAAAUUCGAUGGAUGGGGCGAAUAGAUUGAGCAUGCGAUGCUGGCAAGCCCAACGAGGGGACAUCAGAAGUUUGACGGGCCGGCUUGCUAUUGCAGAUGGGGCGGCUUGUCAACCUCCCCUUCCCCCUCUGGGUUCAAGACGAGGAGGCAAGCAAGAGACCGAGGAUGCAGCCGGGCUGACGCACACUCACCGCAUCCAUCCCGCACUGGAGUGCAUCCAAAGCCCGCAGCCACCCUCAUGCAUGCGGUUCGCAUGCACCAAGCAGGGCAAAGUCGGGCCUCUUCUGUGCUUCUCUGCAGCUGAGGCAAGCCACAGGAGUGUCAUCCCCGGGCAAUCCCUCUGUCCGACAGGGAAGUGUGGUGGUCCUUUUCCAUGCCUCCGUUUCGCGCUGCGCCACGCACGGGCACCGGGAGGACGUCCCCUUCCGAAUUGGACGUCAUGGCAAGGGGACGCGGAAGGCGACCGCGUGGUGCUCGUGUGCAAACCUGCAGGGAUGCCGGGUGUAAUUGUAUGAGCGAAGGAAAAUUCCGAGAAUACGCCGGAACGUAAUAUAGGUACAAGCCGACAGGGAUGCCGGGCGGUUUGCAUUCAGCAGAUCUGCGCUCGCCCGUGAUAUCUGCAGCCGCCGAGAUUGGCCAUGGCG
This is a messenger RNA of Chaetomium fimeti, 1403 nucleotides long. RefSeq lists its product as uncharacterized. The record is from RefSeq and is a predicted model, not a curated record. Bases 297 to 1274 code for a protein of 325 amino acids. Lineage: Eukaryota; Fungi; Ascomycota; Sordariomycetes; Sordariales; Chaetomiaceae. The transcript has a single exon.